AUGGCCAUCAAAAGCGCCGGUGAGGAAAUUGCCUUCCGACCUCCGGUGACACCUUUCACCUUGCUUCACUAUGCACCUCCGGAUGGUGGCCGAAGGACAACUUACGAGCGCGAGAUCUCCACCUGCGAAGCAGUUGGCGAUCAGGGAAAGAGCCGAGCAUAUCUGAAGAUGGACAGGCUCCCCCGGGAGUUUCUGGCCCAGGAGGCCAUCGCCACAGGGAGCGCAAAGGUCAACGCUUCGCAGCCGGAUGCCCCUGUGCACAUGGACCCCAAGGUGAAACGCCUCAUGCGGGAGAUCGCGAUCUCCGAAGGGACUAGGCAGGAGGUGGUCAUGGACCCGGCGUUCGUAGCCGACAUCAAGCGCAAGCACAAGGUGGAUCACGUGACUUCCAUCUUCACCGAUCCGCGGCUGCCAGCUGACGACUGUAGCACCUAUACGCUGUCCCAUCAGUUCGAGGGCCACCUGGCUGACCGGGUGGACAAGAAGCACUUCCUUCAGAAAAACUUCUAUUCGGAGUACGUGGAAGCGCUGGCGAAGCAGAAGGGCUUGAUGAUGGACAAGAACAAGGGUGCAUAA
This is a messenger RNA of Symbiodinium natans, 576 nucleotides long. The record is from the annotation of a GenBank genome assembly. NCBI's taxonomy places the organism in Eukaryota, Dinophyceae, Suessiales, Symbiodiniaceae.